Physcomitrium patens is the source of this 2308-nucleotide messenger RNA. Its product is annotated as GABA transporter 1. The record is from RefSeq and is a predicted model, not a curated record. NCBI's taxonomy places the organism in Eukaryota, Viridiplantae, Streptophyta, Bryopsida, Funariales, Funariaceae.
AACGAAGAAAAAGGAGAAGCAAGCCGGAAUCUGUGUCGACCACGAUAGAAACGCAACAAGUUUAACCGGAGUACAUCUGUACAAUAUCGUGACGGGAAUAGAGAUUGGCUCAUGUGCUACAGCAGGCACGAUCCAGCUUACUAGAGAAUCGUGCUUUGCAACAUUAUCCCACUCGCCGACGUAGCAGUAGUACCGUAGUAGAUGUGACAAACCUGGAGGUGUUGACAUGACAGGGCAGCAGAAAUGGGGAAUGAAUCCUGGCGAGUAGGAGAGCGUAGUGUUGGUUGUGGAGUCUGGCACUAGGCGUGGUGCGAUUGCUGCUAGGUUGUGGAGCUACCUCAAACAGGUCGAAGACUGUGUUUGUUCUCUUUCUUCUCGUGCUCUCUCAAGCGUCAUGUGUUAGCGCGCAAUGUGAGAUCGUCGGUGAAGUAGCACCUGGGGUCGUGGAUUCGAAUUUAGCCUGGAGCGAUGCGUGCUUUCGAGGUGAUUGGGACGGGUUACAGCAGUUUGGUCAGAGAUCGGUCUGCUGUGGAGGAGGAGGAGGGUUUCGAGGCGAAGGAUGCAGGGGCGCUGUUCGUGCUCGAGUCCAAGGGAACAUGGUUUCAUGCAGGGUAUCAUUUGACCACAGCUAUAGCCGGGCCAUCGUUGCUCACGUUGCCGUAUGCUUUCCAUUUCUUGGGGUGGGGCCCUGGAUUAUUCGCGCUCACCAUUGCUGGGGCUGUAUCAAGUUAUGCGUACUGCUUGUUAUCCAGGGUGUUGGAACAUUAUGCCUCUCAAGGGAAACGGUGCCUUCGGUUUCGAGAUCUAUCCGACGUUGUGAUAGGGAAACGAUGGACGAUUUGGUUUGUCAUACCCGUGCAGUUUGGAGUAUGUUUUGUGACGCUAAUCGGAGUUAUCUUAACUGGUGGCUAUGGUUGCAAGCUCAUCUAUCUGGGACUAGUUCCGGAUGGCGCAAUUCGCUUGUGGGUAUUUGUAGCCUUAUUUGGUGCAGUGAUGAUGAUUCUUGCACAGCUGCCGUCUUUCCAUUCACUGAGACACUUGAGUCUCUUCUCCCUCUUCUGCUGCUUAGCAUACAGCGCAUGCGCCGUGAUCGGAUCUAUCAUUGCAGGUCAUAAUCCAAAUGUACCCCCGAAAAACUACAGCGUAACAGGUAGUCCUGUUCAGAAAGUGUUCGGAGUCUUCACAGCUAUAUCCAUCAUGGCUGGAGUAUAUGGUGUGGCUCUUAUCCCUGAAAUACAGGCAACAGUGGCGCCUCCUGUAACAGGGAAGAUGCAGAAAGGUAUCGCCUUAUGCUACACAGUUGUGUUGAUCACCUUCUACCCUGUUGCAAUCUCUGGCUACUGGGCAUUUGGUAACCAAGCAUCAGGCAACAUCGUCGACAAUCUCGCCCCUGACAAAGGUCCCGAUCUCUUGCCGACAUGGCUGUUGGGCAUCUUAAGUAUCGCCAUUGUUGCACAGCUUCUCGCCAUUGGUUUGGUGUAUUUACAACCCAUCUCUGAAGUGCUGGAAAGCAAAACUGGAGAUGCAAAACAAGGGAAGUACAGUAUCCGAAAUGUAAUGCCUCGUCUUGUCUUCCGGUCUCUUUACUUGGCAGUGGUAACGCUCUUGGCGGCGAUGCUUCCAUUCUUCGGAGACAUCAUCUCCCUGAUUGGAGCGUUUGGGUAUACGCCGCUUGACUUCGUCCUGCCCAUGCUGUUCUACCAGAUUGUGUUCCAGCCAUCGAGACAGAAACCAAUCUUUUGGUUGAAUUGGACGAUUAUUAUAGUGUUCACGGUCGUUGGGGUGAUUGGGUGCAUAGCUUCCUUCCGCAGCAUCUACAUGAAUGUGCAAAAGUAUCAUUUGUUCGGGGAUGUAUGAAAAAAGGCCCAGGUUCACGCAAGCCAGAUGAGAGAGAGAGAGAGAGAGAGAUGAGAGAUGAGAGAAAGCCAUAGUUUAAAUCAGCUGGUGAUCAAACUGCAAUUGCAAUUGCGAAAGCGUAGAUCCGCACAGCUGCAGCCACCUGUUUAGGUUUCGUGAGAAGAGACAAGACCAUUUCUUCCUAAAACAGGUGAAAUCGCAGAAGAAUCUACACAGCAUUAUUCCGAAAAGAGCACAAAGUCUUCACUAAAAACGUAUUUUUUAUUUUUUUUAUUUUAGUUCAAAUUGGAUGCAGAAAAUUUUGGAGAGCAGUUUUAGAUAGAAUGCAUGACUUUUAGACUUAUUCUUCAUAUUCUUGAUUAAUAUUUUUCUAAAACUACCAGAUCAUCUUUUCCCUACACUACCAGAAAGUUGUAUCUUUUAAUGAAUUCCAUGUCGACCUUCUUUUUGA